GUCUCUCUCACAUCCAUACAUACAUACACUCCCUCUUACACUCUCUCUUCCUCUGAAAAACUUUGUGGCCUUCUUUUCUCUCUCUGUUUUGGAUUUACAAUAAAUCCUCAAUAUCUUCAACCUCAGUCUCAUAACGCAAGAAUACAGAGUGCUCUGUUUUCUCCUCUGUUUUUCUGUUUUUCCACACCAGCACCUCAGUCUGCUCUCUCUCUCUUCUGAAUCUGUUUGUUUCUUCUUUUGAAGCGUGUUUUGACUAGAUAUGACGAAGCAGAAUGUGGUAGUUUCCGAUGCUGAAGCAGAAAUCAUGAACAUGGCUAUAUCGGUGGCCGUUUCGAACUCUUCCAUUUUCACGGCGGUGGCCGAAAAGCCUCCCGUGGGCCCGCCUGGGUACAUCCCCAUUUCCAGGAAGAGGUUCUUGAACUUGAAGAAUCUUGACAGCAUCAAUGGAGCUGAAAGAAUCAACUCUUGGGUGGACUCAAUGAGAGCUUCUUCUCCCACCCACUUAAAGUCCUCAUCUUUUUUGAAAGAGGACCAGAGCUCAUGGAUUCUUCAGCACCCAUCAGCCUUGGACAUGUUUGAGCAGAUUAUUGAUGCUUCCAAAGGCAAGCAAAUCGUCAUGUUCAUGGACUACGAUGGCACACUAUCCCCCAUAGUUGAAGACCCAGAUCGAGCUUUCAUGUCUGAUGCAAUGAGAAAGACAGUGAAGAAAGUGGCUAGAUGUUUUCCCACUGCCAUAGUGAGUGGAAGAUGUAGAGAUAAGGUGUACAAAUUUGUAAAGUUGGCAGAGCUGUACUAUGCUGGUAGCCAUGGUAUGGACAUUAAAGGUCCAGCCAAAGGUUCGAAAUACAAGACAGGCAGUCAAGGUGUUCUUUGCCAACCAGCAAGUGAAUUUCUCCCAAUGAUUGAUGAGGUUUACAAACUACUUGUUGAAAAGACCAAAUCAACUCCUGGAGCCAAAGUGGAGAACAACAAGUUCUGCCUCUCUGUUCAUUUCCGUUGCGUUGAUGAAAAGCAAUGGACUGAACUGGCCUUGCAAGUUAGAUCCGUUUUGAAGGACUACCCAAAGCUCAGACUUACCCAAGGAAGAAAGGUGCUGGAAAUCCGUCCAACCAUCAAAUGGGACAAAGGCAAGGCUCUUGAAUUUCUGCUAGAGUCACUGGGAUAUGCCAACUGCACCGAUGUCUUUCCUGUUUAUAUCGGAGAUGAUCGAACGGAUGAGGAUGCAUUCAAGAUAUUAAGGGAAAGAGGACAAGGUUUUGGCAUUCUCGUCUCAAAAACUCCAAAGGAAACCACCGCGACGUAUUCUUUACAGGAACCAGCUGAGGUUAUGGACUUUCUUCAGCGUCUGGUUGAGUGGAAACGACAAUCAAUUCGGGCCCAUUCCAUGCUGUAAGGACUAAAGAGUAGAAGAUAUAUAUAUCUAUUCCUAAUUCACCCUUCCAAGAAUUGUUAAAAGGGGUGGUUAAUUUAGUCAGAUAAUGUAAUUUUCUCUUGAGGUUAAGUUUGAAAAGACAAGAAAAAGGGGAAGGAAAAUUGUAACUUUUUCUUGGCUGGCUUCACUGCCUUGUACAUUUUGUAACUAUCCUGUACAAGGAUAUAUAUAUAUAUAUGUAUGUAUGUAACUCUGCAAGUUUAUAAAUGCAUAGUUAUCUUUA
Molecule: messenger RNA, 1655 nt
Organism: Prunus dulcis (almond)
Lineage: Eukaryota; Viridiplantae; Streptophyta; Magnoliopsida; Rosales; Rosaceae
Product: probable trehalose-phosphate phosphatase J
Exons: 10
Coding region: 260-1393 (377 amino acids)
Biological process (GO): trehalose biosynthetic process
Molecular function (GO): trehalose-phosphatase activity
Source: RefSeq, a predicted model, not a curated record